AUAACCCAUUGUUCGAUAAUCGUAAAUCGAUAUUCAUGAACGCAGGCGUUGAUCUUCUUCUCAUCAUUCUGUAACGAUAAUAUUAUAAUUAUUAUAUUUUUAUCUUAGUCAAAACGUAGUAGUAAAUCGACUGACGGAUUAAUAUGUUAGAGAAUCGCCCUGUACAACAAUAACAAUAAAUAAUAAUCACAAACAAUCUUUGGGCGAUCAAGCCAUUUUUUAUCGCGAUUCUUGUCAUCUAACAUUAAUCGUUAUUGACGACAUUACACUGUGCAUUUUCGUAUUCGUUUUCGUUCAGACGGAUCACACUCAUAAGUGCACUACGAACAGGUUGAUUGAGGGCCGCGCCUUAUAGGUACUCGACGGCGACGAUGUAAUUACGUUCCAAUUUUUUUGCAAUUAACGCGACCAACAGUAUUCUUCGGUGUUUGCUCCUACGAUCGUUUUGACGGCAAUCAAACACUAUGAACGGUGCGCAGGAUAAUGCUAGAUAUGAUGGACUCACUGACCAGUCCAAUCUGUCAAGCGGACCUAACAAUGUGGAUCUAUACAACGAUUCCGGCUGUGGUUUUGAGAUUCCUGGUUUACAAUAUUUGUCAUUAUCUAGAAGAAGAUUUGUUAUUGGACAAUGAAGAAGAAUACAUUCAUCCUUAUUCAGAUGAAUAUGUACUUUUGGAGAGGAAGAUGCGUAAUAGAUUAUCUUUUUUCUUUAUGAAUCCAAUUGAAAAAUGGAAAACAAGAAGGAGGUUUCCAUACAAAUUUGUAAUCCAAAUCAUCAAAAUAAUAUUGGUUACACUUCAACUUUCGUUAUUUGCUCAUACUCGUUACAGUCAUGUAAACUAUACAUGGGGAAAUAGAAUUACAUUUUCACAUUUGUUUAUUAAAGGAUGGGAUCCAGCUCGAGAAAUAGUCUCUUAUCCACCUGCACUGGGACCACUAGCUAUUUAUAAUAUUGAAUCAUUUUAUUCAACAAUUAACUAUGCCGUGGUUGGUUAUGCCAACAUCAGUAACGCAAUUGGAUCAUACUCAUAUCUAAGCGAAGAUAGUAAAGUUGUGCAUCCAAUAUUUUGUACUGUUCAUUAUAAAGAAGGAAGUGUGUUUGGUUUCAACGAAAGUUAUACCUUUGAUGGAGAAAUAAUACAAGAAUGCCUGAAUGUCACUAUAACAGAUGAUAUAAAAACUAAAGGAUUUUCAAUCAAAGAUUAUCUAAUUCAACAAAAUAAGACAAUCUAUUUUUCAUCUUUAUUAAAAGCUAAAUUAAAAUUUGCAUUAAAAACUGUUAACUUCAGAGUUGCUGGAAAGUAUUCACCUCCUGAUUGUUACAAAUUCGAAAUUCAAAUAACAUUAAACAAUGAAGAUAUGGAUGGUCAAGUGUUGGUAGACUUGGAUGUAAAUCCUUUUAGGCUAAAUUGUAAAGGGAACGUUGAAUACAUCAUCGAUAACAAAGUCGAGUCAUUUUUGAGAAGUGUAUUAAAUUAUUUUGUUAUCAUAGUGUGUACUAUUUCAAUGAUACUAUGUACAAGAGCUAUAUUGAGAGCACAACUACUGAAAUAUGAGACAGUAAGGUAUUUUGAAGACAUGCUAAAGUCGACAUUGAGUUAUAGAGCACGGUGGGAGUUUUGGAAUUUGUGGUAUAUAAUGAUAAUCAUCAAUGACAUACUGAUUAUAUGUGGUUCAGGAAUAAAGGAACGAAUAGAAAAAAAGCAAUUUAUUGGCGACCAAUGGAAUUUAUGUAGUGUACUACUUGGAACUGGAAAUUUGCUGGUCUGGUUUGGAGUUCUUAGAUAUCUAACAUUCUUUAAAACUUACAAUGGUGUAAUAUUAACAUUAAGGCAAGCUUUUCCAAACACUUCUAGGUUCAUUUUAUGUGCAAUUCUAUUGUAUGCUGGCUUCACAUUUUGUGGUUGGUUGGUAUUAGGACCUUAUCAUAUGAAAUUCCGGUCGUUGGCAAGUACAUCUGAAUGCUUAUUCUCUUUAAUCAACGGAGAUGAUAUGUAUGCCACAUUUACAAUCAUGGCUACAAAAUCCUCAUUGCUGUGGUGGUUUAGUCGUUUGUACUUAUAUUGCUUUAUAAGUCUGUUUAUUUAUGUGGUUAUCAAUCUCUUUCUAUCGGUAAUCAUUGACUCCUAUGAAACAAUUAAGAACCAACCACCUGAUAAUAAACCCACAACUGACCUGGAACAGUUUAUGGUUGAAGGUACAUUUCCUACAUCAUCAUUUGAUAUAACAGAAGAGACUGAUGAUUGGGCACAAGUAUCAUUUGCCCAAACAAUUAGGAAAAUAUUUUGUAGUUUUUGUAUCGAUUUCAAAAAUUUACGCCAAACAUGUUUGUUUAUUAAUCAAAGAAGCCGACAUUUAAUUAUUUGAUAUGAAGAUGGCUAUCUAUUUAAUUUUAUAUUUUCGUUACCAAUAUUUAUUAUUAUCUAAACUCUAUAUUUUAUACACAUAUUAUAGAUGUUUAUUAUACUACAUAUAUAUUAUAGACUGAUUCACUGUGUAUCCUUUCCUAACUGCACUUCACUAAUUGAACUAUAAUUAUUAAAUUAAUUUAGUCACAUAAGAUAGUGAUCUGGUAGGGAUAUAAGAUAAACUACUAUCAUAGGUACAUUAUGUUUAAUACUUAAUUUCACUCAAUUUUUGUUAAAAAUGUUUAUGAUUAAACACGUUUUUGUUUUUGUUUUGUUUGGUAAAUAAUGUGAGAGGACAGACAUAAUAAUUAAUAUUACUUUCAUGGCGUUCCUAAAAGUCAAUUAUUGUUAACCCAUAUUUAAUUAUGCAUGCCGUUUUAAUCUAUCAUAUGAACUAUGUUAUAAUGUUCAACUAUUGUUUAGUAAUGCAUGUCAUAAUUUUUUUUUUUUAAUUAUGAAUUACAUUAUAUUAUACAUCUUUGAUUUAAAAUAAACAUGAAUUAUUGUAACA
Molecule: messenger RNA, 2919 nt
Organism: Metopolophium dirhodum (rose-grain aphid)
Lineage: Eukaryota; Metazoa; Arthropoda; Insecta; Hemiptera; Aphididae
Product: mucolipin-3-like
Exons: 13
Coding region: 484-2367 (627 amino acids)
Cellular component (GO): plasma membrane; lysosomal membrane
Molecular function (GO): NAADP-sensitive calcium-release channel activity
Source: RefSeq, a predicted model, not a curated record